Molecule: messenger RNA, 1385 nt
Organism: Aspergillus japonicus CBS 114.51
Lineage: Eukaryota; Fungi; Ascomycota; Eurotiomycetes; Eurotiales; Aspergillaceae
Product: peroxisomal membrane protein PEX14
Exons: 1
Biological process (GO): protein import into peroxisome matrix, docking
Cellular component (GO): peroxisomal importomer complex; peroxisomal membrane
Molecular function (GO): signaling receptor binding
Source: RefSeq, a predicted model, not a curated record
CUUCACUCUACCCUACUCUCACCUUACAGCUUGCUUGCGUGAUCACCAUGGCAGACAAGCCAAAGUCGUCAAUCCCAGAGUGGCAAAAGUCCAAUGCCAGUUCGGAGAACAGCAGCACUGGCACCGCCGCCGCCGCCACCACCAUCAACUCAAGCGCAGAUGAUAACGAAACCGAAGACCGCCCAGCGCUCCUCGAUCAAGCCGCCAAGUUCCUCCAGGAUGACUCCAUUCGCGAUGCCCCUCUCGACCGCAAGAGAACGUUCCUAGAGUCCAAGGGCCUGCGCAAUGAUGAGAUUGAGCUUCUCCUAAGCCAGUCCCAUGAGGAGUUCAGCACGAAGGAGCCGAGCAGUAACCCCGAGGUCGCCAACAACCACGAAGCUCCCAGCAGCAGCAGCAGCAGCAGCAACGCACCUCCACCACACACCUCCUCCUCAACAGCAACAACCACCUCGCCCACCCCACCACCCAUCGCCAGCGCCAGCACCAGCACCUCCACCGCCACCUCCACCCCAGCGCCAGCACCCCGCGACAUCCCCCCAAUAAUCACCUACCCCGAAUUUCUGACCACGCCCGCCACGCAACCGCCCCUCAUCACCCUACGCAGCACGCUCUACACCCUCUACGGCGCCGCGGGCCUCGCAACAACCUUCUACGCCGCCAGCGAAUACCUGGUGAAACCGAUGAUCGCGCAACUGACGGCCGCGCGCCACGACCUGGCCGAAACCACCACCACCAACCUACGCACGCUGAACACGAAACUCGAAUCCGUCGUCUCGACCAUCCCGCCCCGCGACACCACCACCACCACCCCCCUAGCAAACCCCACCGAAGACGUCGACCAAGACGCAGAAUCCAUAACCUCCGACCCAACGGAACUCUUCCACCGCGACGUCGCCGUGCAAACCAGCCCCAGCCCGCUCCUCGAACCCACCCAACCCUCCCUCAUCACCACGACGACAACCACCACCACAGCCACAGACGAAGAAACCCCAGCACCAUCACCCCUCGAAAAAGCCCGCUCCCACACGGCCAGAAUGCACACCCUGACGGCCCACCUCCGCUCCCUCACGGACACCGCCCAGUCCGCCGCGGAGCUCGACACCGCCCUGCGCGCCAAGCUGAAUGACCUGCACCAUUACCUGGAUACCUACAUCUACAGCAAACCCGGGGCCGGGGCCAUGUUCAACCCCAUGGCCGGGUAUGGGGUGUUCAGUACCCCCGGGAUCGAGUCCGGGAAUACCACCACCGCGGGCAACGGGAAUGCGGGGCUGGGGUUGGGGAAGGGGGAGGAGGAUGCCAUCGCGACCUUUCGGACGGAGAUCCGCGGCGUCAAGGGGGCGUUGCUGAGCGCCAGGAACUUUCCGGCGGGUGGGGGGAGGGCGGGC